AUGGGUGUCUCAUUAUCGCGCCUCUGGACCUUCUUCUGGUCCAAGAAGGAGAUCCGGAUACUGAUCCUUGGACUUGAUAAUGCUGGAAAAACAACACUUCUGUACAGAUUGAAGAUCGGAGAAGUAGUCACCACGAUACCCACAAUUGGCUUUAACGUCGAGUCGGUGACAUAUAGGAAUUUGAACUUCAACGUCUGGGAUCUCGGAGGCCAAACGUCCAUUCGACCCUAUUGGCGAUGCUACUAUGCCAAUACAGCUGCUGUCGUCUUCGUCAUCGACUCUACGGAUAUUGAACGGUUAGGCACCGCCGCGGAUGAGCUUGCAGCUAUGCUCAAUGAGGAAGAGCUUCGUGAUGCAGCCUUGUUGGUGUUUGCCAACAAGCAAGACCAGCCUGGUGCCAAGGGUGCGGGGGAGAUUUCAGAGGCUUUGAAGUUGGGUGAGCUACGAGAUAGGAACUGGAGUAUCGUGGCGUGCUCUGCCAUUGAUGGGAAAGGUCUCAAUGAGGGCAUGGAUUGGUUGGUGGUGAGUCUCCUUUCCCGACUUGGACAGCUCGUCCAGGCACUGAUCGGUGUUGCACGCAGCAAACACUUCAAUCGGAAAAUGCAUAAGCGCUGGUAUCAUUGUGUGAUGCUAUAG
Molecule: messenger RNA, 636 nt
Organism: Aspergillus tanneri
Lineage: Eukaryota; Fungi; Ascomycota; Eurotiomycetes; Eurotiales; Aspergillaceae
Gene: ARL1
Product: ADP-ribosylation factor family protein
Exons: 4
Coding region: 1-636 (211 amino acids)
Biological process (GO): intracellular protein transport; vesicle-mediated transport
Cellular component (GO): Golgi apparatus; cytoplasm
Molecular function (GO): GTP binding; GTPase activity
Source: RefSeq, a predicted model, not a curated record